AUGCGCAUGCAGCUUCUGCUGUCGCAAAGAUGUCAGUCAGCAAGCUCUCAAUCCUUGCCCCUAAAUGCAAGGAAAGAGGGUAAAGGACUCUUCGGGGGGCUGAAGGGAAGACGGAGAGGUCUGGAAGCAAGGCAGCGGAAGGACGUGCGUGCGGCAGCUAUAUCUGGGGAAGCCACCACUCAAGGAGACAAUGCAGCCCCAGUUUCCAAGAAGAGUCUCCUUCCUGUGGAGGUUGAACUCAGUUGGAAGCCGCCAAAAUGGGCCUGGCGUGCUCUCUCCGCCGCCCUCAUUCUGGGGCAGGUAGCAUCGCGCGUCCUAAGAGGCAAGAUCCAUUGGAAGAAUACUCUGGAGCAGCUUGCGGAGGUGGGGCCAGGAUCGCUCGGGGUGUGUCUCCUGACGUCGUCCUUCGUGGGCAUGGUCUUCACAAUCCAGUUUGUGCGCGAGUUCGCUCGUUUGGGGCUGACCCGCUCGGUAGGCGGAGUCUUGGCUUUGGCCCUUUCUCGGGAGCUGACACCUGUCGUUACGGCCAUCAUCCUUGCUGGACGAGUCGGGAGUGCUUUCGCAGCGGAGCUCGGAACGAUGCAGGUCUCCGAGCAAACCGACACGCUGCGCGUGCUGCGCACCGACCCCGUGGACUACCUCAUCACGCCACGUGUCAUCGCCUGCUCGAUCGCCAUGCCCUGCCUCACCGUAUUCUGCUUCACCGUCGGCAUGGCGGCCAGCGUCCUGCUUGCUGACGCAGUGUACAGCGUCAGCAGCAACAUCAUCCUGGACUCGGCGGCGCGCGCGCUGAGUCGGUGGGAUCUGAUCAGUACCCUAAUUAAAAGCUACAUCUUCGGCGUCAUUAUCGCCGUCAUCAGCUGCGCGUGGGGCAUCACCACGAACGGCGGCGCCAAAGGCGUGGGAGAGUCGACCACGUCAGCUGUCGUCAUCAGCCUGGUGGUCAUCUUCAUUGCGGACUUCGUCCUUUCGUUCCUGUUUUUCCAAGGGGCCGGCGAUUCACUCAAGGCUGCGCUUGGAUAGGAAAGUGCGCACGGUUUUGUACGGAACAAUGUUUCGCCAGACAUUUCAUGGGCAGGAAAGGUGCCUACUUGUUUCGGGGCUUCGAUUUCGCUUCUAUUCUCGACCAGAGAUUUUCGAUGGAUUGCACUGGCAGGUUUUGUGGAGUCGUCGUUUUUUCAAUCCUUACUCAGCCACCCUCCUGGAACAAAUGUAUGCUUUGCAACUUAGCAACAGGGCUUAUACCAGU
Klebsormidium nitens is the source of this 1249-nucleotide messenger RNA. The record is from the annotation of a GenBank genome assembly. Lineage: Eukaryota; Viridiplantae; Streptophyta; Klebsormidiophyceae; Klebsormidiales; Klebsormidiaceae.